This is a messenger RNA of Penicillium verhagenii, 2415 nucleotides long. Its product is annotated as Zn(II)2Cys6 transcription factor. Gene Ontology annotation, biological process: DNA-templated transcription; regulation of transcription by RNA polymerase II. The coding region runs from base 1 to 2415 and encodes 804 amino acids. Gene Ontology annotation, cellular component: nucleus. The record is from RefSeq and is a predicted model, not a curated record. The transcript is spliced from 4 exons. NCBI's taxonomy places the organism in Eukaryota, Fungi, Ascomycota, Eurotiomycetes, Eurotiales, Aspergillaceae. Gene Ontology annotation, molecular function: RNA polymerase II cis-regulatory region sequence-specific DNA binding; DNA-binding transcription activator activity, RNA polymerase II-specific; zinc ion binding.
AUGAGCUCUGAAUCUCGCAAAAGACCCCGGCCCGUUGUAUCGUGUCUGCGAUGCCGAGAGAAGAAGCUGAAGUGCGACCGCGUCGCGCCAUGUCAGAAUUGUGUAAAAGGGGGGUUUGGCGCCCAAUGCACAUAUCACCAACAACAACAACCACAUGCCGAUCCUGCCGACCAUCAGUACUCACACCUACAAGGGCCAGGCCCACAACCGAAACGAACCCAAAUACCCGAAGCGGAUGAAUCAGACCCACCAACAGGUCUAACACAGCCAGUGACGGGCCUGAGUGUCGGCAUCAUCGAAGAUCUGCAGCAGCGGGUACUGAAGCUAGAGUCCCUCCACGCGGUUAGACCCCAGUCACCCCACGCUAGGACUUUUGAUCCGAUUAGAGAUGCAUUGGUCCAGAACUCUUGGCCCCGACCUGACAUUUCCCGAACAAGCUCACCACACCUGGGCACUUUGGUGGUCAAAGGAUCUCGAUCGAGGUAUCAUGGUCAAAAUGAUAGAAUCACUCUUCUCAAUCAGUUUCCCGAGGCUAAGGUCUUCAUCAACCAAUCCUUGAACAACCCUAGUCUCGUAGGGCUAGCCAAGGAGGUUCAAUUCCUGCAAAACAAGUCCCAGACAACAAGUGACUCUCCAGCGUCAUUAUCGGGUUUGGAAAAUUUCCCCGAGCUGCAAAAUCUUACCGGUUCAUUACCGGGGAAAGUUGUUUGUGACCAACUUCUUUUCGUUUAUACCAAGAACCUAGAGAAGACACUUCGAGUUCUGCAUACUCCCUCUUUCCUGGCGCACUACAACACUUUUUGGGCCACCUCAGAUCAUGACAUGUCCUUCCUUUCAAUGUUUAUUCCCCUCCUUACCGCAGUGUUAUCGAUCUCAGUCAUCUUCGAUCCCACACCCCCUUCAUCGGAGUAUUACUCCUCUUGGAACUACCUGAAGCAACAUGCAGUGGGCACAAUUCAGUCUUGGCUGCGAAAACUCCCACGAAAGCCACGGACUGAGCUUGCAACGUUACAGGUUGAGACCCUUCUCUUUAUGGCCUGCCAACUACGGCAGGUCUCCGCCGAACAACUAUGGAAAGAAAGUGGCUCGCUCGUACGCUCUGCUAUGGUUAUGGGGCUCCAUGUCAACACAUCACAAUCAAAGACUCCUUCUCCUUAUCAAGCAGAAUGUCGGCGUCGGUUAUGGGUGACAAUCGUGGAGCUGGAUUUACAGACAUCCAUUGCUGCAGGAAUGCCUGUUAUGACACCAGCUCUGGAUUUCUCCCCUCUUAUACCCUCAAACCUGAACGAUACAGACUUUGAUGAAUCAACCACUGAACUUCCGACACCAAGAUCCAUGGAGGUGGAGACAGACACACUGGCACAAAUCAUUCUGGCCCAGUCCCUUGCGCGGCGUAUACAAACCAUGAACUUGGUCCAGCAUACCAAGCCUCGCGAAAACAUCGAAGAACGCAUCAAACAAGGCCAAGUGAUUGAAGAAUAUCUGCAGAAAAUUCCGAUACCUCUAAAAUUGAGCUACGAUGGUGAAAAUUCCGACCCCGCCUUCCGUCUGGGACGCGUUCUUCUAGAUGUUUACAUCCGCCGUCCACUUCUUUCACUCUACAGACCUGUCCUCGCCAACCACACCCACGAUGGUCCACCUCUCUUAGAGAUACAACGCGCGUCUCUUGAGUCAUCCAUCAUCGUUCUUUCAUAUCAAGACCUUUUUGAUCCAAUUAUCGCGGAUCUUGAUCUGCCAAAUUCUAAUACAUACUGGAACAUCUUCCAAACCUUCUGCCAAAACGAUAUCCUUUGGGCGGCUCUGAGUGUUUGUGAACACUUGAAGUUCAUUAAUCAACAAACAUCUGUCCAAUCCCCCUCCAAUAACUUUGCUGUUGAUAGCAACAACAACAACAACAACAACACCAUCAAAAACCAUAACAAUCCCACCAAGCCCCACCCUCCCAACAACAACCACACCACACACUCUCUGACCAGCAGCAAAGCUAGCUUGACGCGUUUGAUUGAAAACACAAUCGACAGCUUAACUCGCCGAAUCGGCGAGAAGGGAACCAACGUGAAGGACGUUCUUCUUUUGUCUGUUGUCCUCCAAUCUGUCCGCGCCCGUGGCCCAUCAGAGCAAAAAGAACGCCAUAUGUCUCAGGGAGCAAAGAAAGCUUUAUCUGCGUGUCGACAAAACUUGUUGACUGCAGCCAACGAAAACAACUUCCCUUUUCAGCUCAAUGGCUCAGCCCCGCCAUCAAACUACGAGUCUACGGAUUCAAUCUUACCCCCUGGCGUUUCUGGUCAAUUGGGCCAAUCCUCCCCUUCCAUGGCUGAUCUUCAGCAACAAUCUGCUGCACUCGCUGCUGAAUUCGAUUCCUUCCAAACCGAUCUUUUCAACUUUGAUGAUGAAUCGUUCAUGUGGAAUAUCUGA